Molecule: messenger RNA, 3339 nt
Organism: Penicillium cataractarum
Lineage: Eukaryota; Fungi; Ascomycota; Eurotiomycetes; Eurotiales; Aspergillaceae
Exons: 2
Coding region: 1-3339 (1112 amino acids)
Biological process (GO): negative regulation of transcription by RNA polymerase II
Cellular component (GO): nucleus; transcription repressor complex
Molecular function (GO): protein binding
Source: RefSeq, a predicted model, not a curated record
AUGCAGGUACCUUCCCUGAUUCUUUUGGGCGAGACCGCCACUAGAUACUUAAUAGAUACAGAUCCCCUAGACAAACUGCCAGUCGCACACGAAGCCGAAUUCGACUCCUACAAAGACCAACACGAAGAAGAAUGUCUGCCAGGCACUAGAACCGAACUUCUCAGCAAAAUCCAAGAAUGGGCCAUAUCACCAGAGGGAAAAUGCAUGUUCUGGUUAAGCGGGGUGGCCGGAACUGGGAAGUCAACAAUAUGCCGGACUGUGGCUAGACGGUUGAAACAGGACCGAUUACUAGCAGCAACUUUCUUCUUCAAGAGGGGCGAGGGUGAUAGGGGGAAUGCAACGAAAUUCUUCACCACGGUCUCGAGACGGAUCGCGAAGAGUACGCCCGAACUAAGAUUGCUUAUUCAGAAUGCCCUUAGUGAGGACACUGAUAUUGCGACGAGGUCACUUAAGCACCAAUUCGAUACCUUGUUACUUCAGCCAAUUCAAGAGCUCAGGAAAUCGAACUCCCAUAUCCCGACUAGGGUUAUCGUGAUAGAUGCGUUGGAUGAAUGUGACCCGGACGAUGACAUACAGGUUAUACUACAGUUACUCCCACAACUACGCGAGGCACUAAGUCUACGGAUAUUCCUGACUAGCAGACCCGAGCUCCCUAUCCGUCUAGGAUUCUCCGAAAUGUCAGAUGACGCCUACCAGAAUCUAGUUCUUCACCAAAUUCCCGAAACGGUGAUCGCACACGAUAUAACCCUAUUCUUGGACCACCGACUGUUGAAAAUUAGGAAAAAUCAAUCACUGCCGAAUGACUGGCCGGGAUCUACAAAUAUCCAAGCUCUCGUGGCUCUAUCCGUGCCAUUGUUUAUUUUCAUCGCGACUCUUUGCCGAAUGUUUGAGGACCCGCACUGGGAUCCGGUGGAUAGUCUAGAUGAGGUACUCGGGUAUAAGAGAGACGGAUCACAAUUGGAAGCGACUUAUCUUCCUAUAUUGAAUCGACUUCUUAAGGGACAACGCAAGAGACAAGAGUCCCGGCUAGUUGAAGAAUAUCAGAGAAUUCUUGGCACGAUCGUGAUACUUGAGCGACCACUCUCGAUUACGACGCUUUCAAAGCUGGGCGAUCUACCUGAGCGCUUGAUCGGUCUCAGAUUAAAGCUAUUGCAUUCGAUUUUGAACGUGCCCGAGGAUACAUCUCUGCCAGUACGGCUAUUUCACCUUUCUUUUCGGGACUUUCUCCUCGAUCCAGAAACAAAGGCGACAAAUCCGUUCUGGGUGGAUGAGAAGGAGAACAAGAACCAGGAAAUAAUCGACUUCCUCCAUGAUGCUAAACGUUUUCUUUUGAAAUUCAGACAAAUCGCCGACGAAGCACCCUUGCAAAUAUACUCCUCGGGACUUCUAUUCACCCCCAGAAAGGCAAUUAUUCGGAAAUAUUUCAAAGAGGAGCUUCCUAGCUGGGUAUUGAGACCACCAGAUGUCGAAGAAGCCUGGAGCGAAGAUCUACAGUCUCUCGAGGGACAUUCAUUCGGUGUUCAAGUCGUUUCAUUUUGCUCCAAGGGUCGGAUUUUAGCAUCGGGUUCAUUCGACAAGACGAUCAGACUGUGGGACACGAGAACGGGUGCACUGCAGCAAACUCUUAGAGGCCACUCGGAUGGAGUUUCAUCCCUGGUAUUCUAUCCCGAUAACAACGGUAGGUUUCUUGUAUCCGGCUCCUACGAUAAAACGGUUCGGCUAUGGGAUACUGUCACUGGCGAAAUGAAGUGGUGUCACAAUGAUCAUUCAGAUGGCGUGACGGCCGUGGCUGUAUACCCAAACAGUCGACUUUUCGCAUCGACUUCGUUCGACCGCACAGUCAUGUUGCGAGAUAUGACCACUGGCGCGAUCCUCCAGCCGCCUCUUACGGGCCAUUCACGCUCUAUAUUCUGCCUAGCAUUCUCGGCAGACGGAAAACUGCUAGCAUCCGGCUCUCGAGAUAAAACCAUACGUCUUUGGGAUUCUACUAGCGGAGCUUGGCAAAGGACGCUUCUGGGCCAUUCAGAUCUAGUUUACUCUGUGGCAUUUUCCCCACAGGGUCUUUUAGCAUCUGGCUCCGAAGACAGAACAGCUCGACUCUGGGAUCCCGCUACGGGUGCGCUGCUGCAAUGUUUCGCGUCUCGCAUUGAACUAGACGCAGUUUACGGGGUCACUUUCUCGCCCGAUGGGAGACUUUUAGUGACUGGUUCCGGUGAUAGAACUGUCAAGGUUCGGGAUACUGCCAUGGGAACCUUGAAGCAUACGUUCAAAAGCCAUUCGGCUUUGGCUCGGUCUGUGGCGUUCUCUCCUGAUGGCCAUACACUUGCGUCAGGCUCCUUGGACCACACAGUACGGCUCUGGGAUUUGUCCACACACAGUUCACAGCAGAGUGAUGAUGGUCAUUCUGAUUGGGUUUGGACUAUCGUAUUUUCACCUGAUAAACAAAUCCUGGCUUCCGCGUCGUGGGAUCAUACUGUGAAACUUUGGGAUCCCAUCUCAGGCCAUCUACAGAGAACACUGAAAGGUCAUUCGGAUGCUGUUUUGGCGAUAGCAUUUACCUCUGAUGGCCAAUAUCUCGCGUCUGGUUCUCGAGAUGAAUCUAUCAAGAUUUGGGAUAUCACCACGGGUUCUCUACAGUUGACGCUUAUAGGCCAUAUGGACCCAAUCUACUGUGUCACAUUCGCCCCUAUUAGUCGACUCUUGGCAUCUGGAUCGAGCGAUGAUACAGUUAAGAUAUGGGACGCUACUACUGGCGCUCUUUUGCAGACACUCAAAGGCCAUUCAAGCUCUAUUCACUGUGUGGCAUUCUCCCCCGAUGGUCUAUUGUUAGCUUCCGGCUCGAGUGAUCAUACAGUAAAGCUUUGGGACAUUGUUACGGGUACUCUCCGCCAUACUCUUGAAGGCCAUCAAGAUACGCUCCUAUCUUUGACCUUCUCCCACAAUGGCCAGCUUCUAGUUACUAGUUCGAGCGGCCAGACCGUCAAGAGUUGGGAAGUCAUGAGCGCAACCUUGCAACACACCUACAUCAUGAACGGGGAGGUCACCGGAUUGGAGUUCUCGAACAACGAUUCAUAUCUGAGAACAAAUCUUGGGUUACUCUAUCUCCAAUCUUUGGAUGAUCCUAACACUCAAAUCUCCCAUCUCGCCAGCGAGGGCAUAUCCAUAUUAGAGGAUACAUGGAUUGCAAUCUGCGGCGAGGCAGUCCUGUGGCUACCCCCCGAGUAUCGAUCCGUCUGCUCUGCCAUUCACGGUAACAAGGUUGUCCUGGGACACGCCUCGGGUCGAAUUUCAUUCCUAGGGCUAUCAUGUUAUAUUGAUCAAGAAGCAUCUGGCCGCUAG